AUGCCAGCCAGAAAUGUAAGCUAUGUAAAGGAUUUUUUCAUUGUCGGCUUUCCUGGACUUCAGCCUCAUUACUAUGGCCUUGUAUCUGCAGUUCUGUUCUUUGUUUAUGUGUGUACAAUUGUGGGUAAUGCUGUAUUUUUUGCAUUGUUUGUAACAUCUAAGAGCCUUCAGAAACCUGUAUAUUAUUGCAUUAUAAAUCUUGUUGUGUGUGAUGUUCUAUUCAGCACCACUACAUUGCCAAAGAUAAUCAGCAGGUAUUGGUUCCAAGAUGGCACCAUUUCAUUCUUAGGCUGCUUUCUUCAAAUGUUCUUUGUGCAUUAUUUUGGCUCAGUCACUGCACGCCUGUUGGCAGUCAUGGCUAUAGAUCGCUAUGCAGCAAUAUGUUUCCCGCUUCGAUAUCAUAGUAUCAUGACAAACAGAAAUUUACUCAUUCUGAUCCUUGGCUCUUGGAUUUUGGGUUUGGUAGGCCCUUUGAUGUUAAUCAUUCGAGCAUACCCUCUCCCUUAUUGUGCAGGAAACAUCAUUGUGCACUGUUAUUGUGAUCAUAUUGCCAUUAUAACACUGGCAUGUGCUGACAGAGAAGAGUAUCUUUAUCCAGCUUUCAUUAUUGCUAUGGUUGUACUACUGGGCUCACUUAUCAUUAUUGUUUUUUCUUACUGUGCAAUCAUUGUGGCAGUUCUGCGUAUAUCAAGUACUCAAGGAAGACUGAAGACUUUCUCCACCUGCAGUCCUCAGCUCAUCAUAAUUGCUCUCUUUUUCUUACCCAGGUGUUUCAAUUAUUUAUCAAGCAUUAUUAACAUUAAGUUCAGCACUGAUUUGCGAUUAGUCAUUAUAAUGAUUUAUAGCCUGCUUCCACCCAUGAUCAAUCCUCUCAUUUAUUGUUUAAGAACAGAUGAUGUUAAAAAGGUUUUAAUAAGACAUGUACAAAGGAAACAAAUAGGUGUUCCCCUAGAA
Molecule: messenger RNA, 954 nt
Organism: Myxocyprinus asiaticus (Chinese sucker)
Lineage: Eukaryota; Metazoa; Chordata; Actinopteri; Cypriniformes; Catostomidae
Product: olfactory receptor 2AT4-like
Exons: 2
Biological process (GO): G protein-coupled receptor signaling pathway
Cellular component (GO): membrane
Molecular function (GO): G protein-coupled receptor activity; olfactory receptor activity
Source: RefSeq, a predicted model, not a curated record